CUGAAUCUUCGUUAUCUUCGGGAACGACGAAAUUUUCAUUCGAGAGAGAGCGAGGAAAAAAUCAGCGGCAAGAAGCACUGCAUCCGCACACAAAAUUGAUUAACACCGGAUCGGCGCUCGGAAAGGGACAUAUUUCUCAUAAGGGAUGUUCACGUCGACGGUAACGCAGUUUAAGGAAUCAGAGGUGGAGCGUAAGAAAUCAAUUCGAGAUGGUGGCGUGGCUGCGGAGGUUGCAGCAGAACCGAUUCCGCUUCCACCUCAAUCUGCGGAACAACCAUUGAUAUGGAUAAACAUCAUUGUCCUAGCUAUUUUGCAUUUCGUUGCUUUUUAUGGAUUCGCUACGAAUUAUCAUCGUGCGAAACUCUGGACGUGGGUUUUCAGCCCCUUCUAUGGAAUUACUUCCGGUAUCGGAGUUACGGCUGGAGCUCACAGACUAUGGGCUCAUAGGAGUUACAGCGCUAAAACACCUUUGAAGAUAUUUUUAGCGCUGCUUUACUGCGCCGCUGGGCAGACGAGUCCAUUCGCCUGGAUUCGCGACCAUCGAACGCAUCAUCGUUACACGGAGACCCCAGCCGAUCCUCACGACGCCAAUAGAGGAUUCUUUUUUUCUCACGUCGGAUGGCUCAUGAUGCGCAGACAUCCGGCUGUGAAAAAAUACGGGAGUAAAGUAGACAUGAGCGAUAUCUACGGAGAUCCGGUGUUGCAAGUGAUCAACAAGUAUUACACACCCUUGAUGUUGUUCCUGUGUUUCGCACUCCCGAUUUUCAUCCCGAUUUAUUUCUGGAACGAGUCUCCUGUCAUCAGCAUUUUAGCUGUAACGAUUCGUUACGUAUGGUUACUGAACGCUACCUUCCUCGUCAACAGCUUCGCUCAUAUGUGGGGAAAUCGUCCGUACGACAGCCGCGUAAAGCCAACGGAGAAUGCGACCGUGUCGUUCUUCGCAUUGGGAGAGGGUUGGCACAACUAUCACCACUCUUUUCCAUGGGACUAUAAGGCGGCCGAACUUGGAAGUUACGGAUUAAACCCAAGCACUGCAUUUAUCGAUUGUAUGGCCUGGUUGGGACUCGCUUACAACUUAAAAUCACCCAGUAGAGAUAUCGUCGAACAGAUUAGCCUCAACAAAGGCGACGGAACAAAUAGUUUAUGGGGCAACGAUCAUCACAGUCAUCACCAUCAUCAUCACGAUAAUCAUCACGAUCACCACAAACAUGACGAUUCUCAAUAUCGCAAAAGUAUCGAUUUAAAUCAUCGCGAGGAACACCAGCGCAUAAGAUCGCGAUAGAAUUUCGUUACAAUUUUUAUUUAUUAUUUUAUUUCAUCUUUUUUCUUUUCUUACCCCCAAUUUUUCUUCUCUCCCAAGAAGCGUGAGUAUAAAAAUUUACUUUUGUUUCAAAUGGUAAUGAAAGCUUUGAAUUUUAUUCAUCUUUCAUGAUGUCUUCUUUUUUUUAAUAUCGUUGCAUGUAUUUGGUUUUCAAAUAACAAAUCAAUCUGCAGUAUAAUAUUUAUUAUACUAUAAAGUAUACUUUGAAGAAUUUAUAAAGACAAAAAAAAAAAACUUUCAAACUGUGAAAUGCCCACUUAAUUAUUAGCAGUAUGUAGAAAUUAUAGAGAGGAAGAGUACACGAUGAUCAUAAAUGAGUAUUGUACCGGAUAAUUUUUGUAAAAAAAAACCAAAAAAGUAGAAAACAAAUUAAUAAAAACAAAAUAGAAAGAUA
This is a messenger RNA of Athalia rosae (coleseed sawfly), 1715 nucleotides long. RefSeq names its product acyl-CoA Delta(11) desaturase-like. Gene Ontology annotation, cellular component: endoplasmic reticulum membrane. Gene Ontology annotation, biological process: unsaturated fatty acid biosynthetic process. Lineage: Eukaryota; Metazoa; Arthropoda; Insecta; Hymenoptera; Athaliidae. The record is from RefSeq and is a predicted model, not a curated record. The transcript has 6 exons. Gene Ontology annotation, molecular function: iron ion binding; stearoyl-CoA 9-desaturase activity. The coding region runs from base 146 to 1282 and encodes 378 amino acids.